Homarus americanus (American lobster) is the source of this 996-nucleotide messenger RNA. RefSeq names its product organic cation transporter protein-like. Gene Ontology annotation, biological process: transmembrane transport. The transcript is spliced from 7 exons. Gene Ontology annotation, cellular component: membrane. NCBI's taxonomy places the organism in Eukaryota, Metazoa, Arthropoda, Malacostraca, Decapoda, Nephropidae. Gene Ontology annotation, molecular function: transmembrane transporter activity. The annotation marks the transcript as partial. The record is from RefSeq and is a predicted model, not a curated record.
UGGGACCUGGUGUGUAAUCGGCGAGCGCUGUACUCCACCACACAGGCAAUGGUAUCAGUUGGGAAUUUCCUUGGAUAUCUGUUAUUUGGCUGCCUGAUCGAAAUGAUUGGUCGCCGACGGUCUGUGUUACUAAGUGGUGCGUUAUCGUUUGUGACUGGGAUGGUAACGGCUUUGUCCCCAACUCUCGCUUUCUACAUGGUGAUGCGCAUCUUGGUCGCUGCAUCUUGCAUUGGGUACUACAGCGGCUGCUUGAUCAUCUGUCUCGAAAUUUGCUCACCAAAACACCGAUCAAUAAUUGGAUCGCUCUACGCUAUUCCCUGGGCAGUGGGUUACAUGGUGCUGCCCGGGGUAGCCUACCUGGUGAGGGACUGGCAGAUGCUGCAGGUCGCCCUCACUAUCCCCAGUAUCUUCUUUGUCAUAUAUAUCUGGACAUUACCAGAGUCCCCGCGGUGGCUGGUGAUUCACGGGAAGAAAGAGGAGGCGCUCAAGGUGCUCACCAAGGCAGCUUCAGUCAACGGUAAGACACUGCCACCAGAACAAGAGAUGCUGGCUGCUAUGGAUAGGAUCAAACAGAAGUGCCUGAACAUGAAGGAAGAGCCAAGGGAGGAGCUGGGCUUGUGGAGGCAAGUGGUGGCGAGAGUACAGUGGUUCGUAGCCCCAAUACGCCUGCCCCAUUUGAGGAAGAUCGCUCUGCCUGUCUUCUUCUGCUGGUUCACCUGUGCCAUGGUCUACUAUGGCGUGUCUUUCAGUGCCACCAACCUCAGAAAUGACAGUGAAAAUACAGCACAGGAAACUAUUAUUGGUCAAAACAGAAGCAGUCUGAAGUCUUCGUAUAUAAUGGACCUAAGCGAGCAGAGUUUCGUAUCUGAAUUGUCUGUGGUCUCAAACGUAGUUGUAUUUGAGCAAAACCUGAGGGAAGAGGGCAGAGCAUUCCUGGACUGCACAAGAGUAUGGAGAUGGCGGGUGCUAGUCGGUGGUCUGCGGAGCCGGUUGUAA